GAGGGCGUGAGUUCGCGGCUGCUGCUCGGCCGCUUUUCUACCUUUCUUUCCUCUUCCCCCCCUUCUCCCCACCCAGCACCCCUUAAAUAAUUUCUAUUUAUUUACUCGGGGGGGGGGGACGCACGGGCCGGACCCGGCGUCCUGCCUCCUGCCCUGAUUUUUAAACAUUUCUAUCGAUUUCCCCCCUCUUCCCUCCCCCCCCAUGUGACACAUAAAUACCCCGCGGGGGCCUGGGCGGCGGAGCACGCGGCCGGCGGUCUCUGAGCGCUUCUCUCCUCUCCCGGUUUCAGAUCCGCAUUUGCAACAAGCAGCGGCGGCGGCGGCGGCGGCGGGAGGAGCCCGAGCAGGGAAGCUCAGCGAGGUCAUUCGCUCGCAGUCCGCGGUGCUCCCCCGCAACCCGGAGCUACGCACCCAAGCCGGCCCGCUGCCGAACCCCAUCCCCCUACCCUUUACCACCUCUCGUUAGAGAAAGGGGAGGAUGAGUGAAUCUAGUUCAAAGUCCAGCCAGCCUCUGGCCUCCAAGCAGGAGAAAGACGGGUCUGAGAAGAGAGGGCGGGGCCGACCCCGGAAACAACCCCCGAAGGAGCCCAGUGAGGCACCAACUCCCAAGAGACCUCGGGGCAGACCAAAGGGGAGUAAGAACAAGGGGGCUGCGAAAGGCCGGAAAACCACCACUGCACCAGGGAGGAAACCAAGAGGGAGACCCAAAAAGCUGGAGAAGGAAGAGGAAGAAGGCAUAUCCCAGGAGUCUUCGGAGGAGGAGCAGUAACCAAGCCUGCUCACAUCUCGCUACCUCAUUCCCCUCAAUGACGAUGACUACGGCGGCGGCCCUCUCGUUCUGGGACUAGACAGAAAGACGUUGAUCUUUAAAUCCCCGUGUUUCUUCCCCCACCUUUCCUUUCCUUCAAUCUGUCCUUCCUGGUUUUACUGGUCAGAGAAAUGAUAGCUGUACCUGGGAAAAGUGUCUCCCCAUUCACAUGUUGGACGUGCUCACACUAACCCUGGCCACCCUACGUGGGAUCGUGCUGGGCGGGGUGGGGCAGGCAGCGGGUGGUUGAGCCUCUGGGCUCUGGGUACACUCCUGCCUCCCUCCCCCCACCUCCCACAUCCAUCCAUCCUUAGACCCACCUGCCCUUUCCCAGGAUUGGGAUUUCUUUUGUACUCCUCCUUCCCUGGACAGAGCUAACCUUUUGACUUAGCUGCCAACACCUGUUUCUUUGUCUCUGCCCCCCUGGAAUGGGACCUGGGCUCCUGUUUUCUCAUCUCCCCCCUCCGUACCCCAACUAAAGGAUUGGAGAGGGAAGGACCCAUUGUGAGUAUCUUGAUCCUAAGAGCUCAGCUUCAAUAGACUUGUCUGGGGGUAUUCUGUACCUCCACCACAGUCUCUCUCUACCUUCUACCCACUCAAAAUUGGUCCCAAGGGGGAAGGGGGGAGCAGACCUUUCACUGGGAGCAGAAGGGGGGCCCAGUACCCACCCUUUCCCCCUCCUGCCCUCUCUACACACUGGCAUUUCCUGAGCAUCAAACUGGAAUGGAGCUGGGCUGGAGCCUAGGGUGUCAGGCCCUAAUUGAGAAGUUGUUAAGGGGAAGGGAGAGGGCCUGAAUCAUCCUUUUCCUUGCUGCUCAGGAGAUGUAGGGAGAACGGGAACUUGACAAUCCUAUUAAUUUCCCCCAAUCCUGGGCUGGCCUUCCUUGGCCUGUGAUUUUUGCCUUUGGAAUGCAUGUUUUGCAAGGCUUUUUCCUCCCCAGCUGCCCCUCCUCUCCUUUCAGAAUGCCAUCCCCCCCUCCCCCUAGGAGCUGGUUACAUCUUCCCUCCGCUCACAAUCUACCUCUGAACUCAUUUUGUUGGUUGUCUCAUUUAAAACGGUUUUGUUCUUACAUUCUGUGGCUUCCAGACUCAGCCAUACAGUUGUUGGUUCUCAUGAUCACCUGCCCUACCCCUCCUCCAUCCGCUCCAUCUUGCUCUCCUCCCCAAAUCAUCACAAAGGAGGGCUUGGGGAGGUAGUGGACACCAGGUCUAGUUUACUACACAGUGACAUUGGGGAGGUGGGCCCCAAGGGAGCUGCCCAUCCCCACUUCUAUCAGUCCCUCCUUUGGUAAUCUUCAAGUUGGGAGGGUUAAGGGAAGGAGGUCCAGCUGAAGUGGGGUGAGGGGUGGUCUCAGACUGUUGUGAGACACCCCCACCCCCAAGGUUUCCUAUUUGCAGUUACUUGAAUAAAAAUGAAUUCCUUUUUUUCU
Molecule: messenger RNA, 2238 nt
Organism: Trichosurus vulpecula (common brushtail)
Lineage: Eukaryota; Metazoa; Chordata; Mammalia; Diprotodontia; Phalangeridae
Gene: HMGA1
Product: high mobility group AT-hook 1
Exons: 5
Coding region: 479-769 (96 amino acids)
Biological process (GO): regulation of DNA-templated transcription
Cellular component (GO): chromatin; nucleus
Molecular function (GO): transcription coregulator activity; DNA binding
Source: RefSeq, a predicted model, not a curated record